This is a messenger RNA of Fusarium subglutinans, 3672 nucleotides long. Its product is annotated as inositol polyphosphate 5-phosphatase. Gene Ontology annotation, biological process: phosphatidylinositol dephosphorylation. The record is from RefSeq and is a predicted model, not a curated record. Lineage: Eukaryota; Fungi; Ascomycota; Sordariomycetes; Hypocreales; Nectriaceae. Gene Ontology annotation, molecular function: phosphatidylinositol-4,5-bisphosphate 5-phosphatase activity; protein binding. Bases 1 to 3672 code for a protein of 1223 amino acids. The transcript has 3 exons.
AUGGAGCCAGCCAAUGGAGAAGGGCCCGAUGGCUCUUCACUUAAGCCGGUAUCCUCAUUACGCGCCCGAUUCGAGAACAUGGGCAACUCGACCAACCCCAACGUCAGCAAACCUGUCGAUGUUCCACCUGCUACAGCUCCAGCUGCCACAGGACCUCCUUCACGACCUAUCUCCCCAGCUCCCAAACCGAACCGUCUGCGUGAUUUCAAGCCUGGACAAGAAGUGCCGCCGGCCAGUCCUUCGACUCCAGCAAUCCCUGCGAGACCAAAACCUAAACCAGCGGUACUGUCUGUGAAUCACGAUGCCCCUCCCCCGCCGACGUCCGCACGACCAGCUCCGACUCCGAAACCACAACCAGUUCAGCUGCCACAACCACCUGCGUCGGCUACGCUUCCAGCUGUGACAGUUCUUCCACCCCAAUCGCCCCCGAAGGGUCGAAUCUCAGCACUAGCAGUUGGAGACCAACCUUCAUUCGUAAACCCAGAUGCUGUUGCGACACCUCCAACACCAACCGGCGGUAGCCGAUCAUUCAAGAUUCCAAGUCGAUCACUUAAUACUUCACCAUCUCUCAAUACUCCCAAGUCUCCUCGCCCUGGCGGUUCGAGGCCACCGUCACCGCCUCCACCUAGACGUUCUGGAGAGCUGAUCAGGACUCGAGAACCCAAGGUUCCUCCACCGCCACCAGCCCCUCGCAAUGAAAAGGCAUUGAUACCUGCGCCUCCCAAGAUCGCAUCUCUUUCUGGGCCAACAGUCAUUGGAAAGGGCGGCAUCUCCCAGGAAAACUCACCGUUUAAUAGUCCGCCAAGUAGCGUGGGAUCUGGGGAGGAGACACCUCCAAAACUACCAACACGACCAAGGCCACAAUCGCACAUUGAACCAAGCAGGCCAAAAUCUGUGGUUGUUGGCUUUGAUCCUCCACCUGUUCAUCAUUCGAUCACGACUAUGAGAAAGGAUCGUGAAGAGGCCAAUGGGUUCUCAAGAGGUCAUAUAACUCCACAGGUAACUGGCGAGCCUCGGCCAGCACUACCAGCAAGACCUGCAAACUUUGACAUCCCGCCUCGACCUCCAGUAAACAACAAUAUUAAUAGCAUGCCACCUCCCCCACGACCACAACGCCCAACUGCAACGACAGCAGUGCAAGCCGUCGAUCCGGCGCCUACUUCAUCACCACCCAAGCGAGUGGUUUCAACCCCUACGACUCAGCAGCCCCAGCAACAGCUUGCAGCUCCUUCACGAGGUCAUGGCAGGUCUAUGACGAUAGAUAGAGCAUCUGACCGAACACCAGCCGAGUUCCGUAUUGCCCCGACGACCAUUGCCGCCCCGAUUGCUGCUGCCACACCUCCAAAGUCUGUGCAAUCUACUCCAGUUGUUGCCGCAAAAAUUGCUCCAAAGGCUGAGCCUAUCCACCACGUUACGACGUAUCCCGAGGCUUCGAACACUAAUCGACGACCACCCUUCAGCAAGCUUGGAACUUAUGAGAUUCCAACAAAGUAUGAUGCAAGAAGUUUCGACGUUUGUGGUGAAUUUAUUUGCGCCAGUGGUUACAUGACAAGAGUGUGGAGUCUCAUCGAUGGCGAGCAGAUUAUGAGCUUACAGCAUACUGAGGGAAUCAAGGCAUCUGCGGUAAGCUUCAAACCUGCAGCUGAUCCGCGAGAAGAAGGCAAGAGGAUAUGGAUAGGUACCAAUACAGGAGACCUUAUGGAAGUCGAGAUAGCGACGCAUGCCAUAACACCGAGCAAGCCAAAUGUCCAUGGUCGAAACGAAGUUGUACGAAUAUUCCGACAUUGGAACGAAAUCUGGACCAUGGACGAAUCGGGAACACUACUCGUAUGGGGACCGGAUGAAAAAGCAGUUGCAAACAUUACAGGACAUCCUACUCAGAGUUACAAGCUUCCAAAAGGACACACGCAUUCCAUGGUCAUCGGGGAUUAUCUUUGGCAUGCGACAGGCAAGGAGAUUCGAGUAUUUGCCCCUACAGUUGAUGGGCGAACCCAAUUCCAAGUGCUCGUUCGUCCCCUGAUAGCGGACAGUGCCGGCGAGGUUACUUCGGGCACUCUUGUCAAAUCACAUCCGGAUAAGGUCUUCUUUGGUCAUGUGGAUGGCAAGGUGACUGUCUACAAUACCAAUGACUAUUCAUGUGUGAUGAUGAUGAACAUCAGCACAUGGAAGAUCAACGCAUUGGCGAGUGCAGGCAACUACAUCUGGGCGGCGUACAACACCGGUAAAAUAUGUGUGUAUGACGUGGAGGAGGCACCUUGGGUCAUUCUCAAAGAGUGGCAGGGGCACGAGAAUCCCAUUGUCAAGAUGGCCGCUGACCCCUCUUGCUCAUAUUUCCUGGACCGACAGCAAAUCAUUUCACUGGGGGCUGAUAACAAGAUCAAGGCAUGGGAUGGCUUACUUGAAGAUGACUUCCUCGAAGAUUCAAUGAAGUCCAAAGAUACUCAAUACUGCGACUUCGACGAAAUACGAGCCCUGUUCUUUACCUGGAAUGCUGGAGCAUCGACACCUUCGAGCCUACGACAUUCUGGUGGCGAUUCUACAUUCUUUCAAGAUCUUGUUCAGUCAAGUGGCUCGCCUGAUAUCCUUGUGUUUGGUUUCCAGGAACUUGUGGACUUGGAGGACAAAAAGUUGACGGCCAAGCGAUUCUUGAAGCCCAAGAAAAAGGAAGCCGGAACAGACCAGGAACGAAUGAGCCACCAAUAUCGGGACUGGCGUGACUUUUUGAUGAAGACUCUCGACGAUUACAUGCCUGCGGACGAUUUAUACCACCUCCUUCAUACAGCGCCUAUGGUUGGGUUGUUUACCUGCGUCUUUGUGAAAGCAACCCUACGCGACAGGAUCAGGGGCCUCCAGGGCGCCGAAGUCAAGCGAGGCAUGGGUGGUUUGCACGGUAACAAGGGCUGUGUUGCCGUACGCUUCCGAGUCGACGACACUUCCAUCUGCCUCGUCAAUUGCCAUCUGGCUGCGGGACAGUCACAAGCGAACGCCCGGCAUAAUGACAUUGCUGCCAUUCUGGAAGCUAAUCUGUUUGCUGUUGAACGAGAUUCUGCUGCUCGCAUUGACAGCUUCGUUGGUGGUGGUGAUGGCAGUCUAAUCAUGGAUCAUGAGCUGUGUAUUCUCAAUGGUGACUUGAACUACCGAAUUGAUACCAUGUCUCGUGAUACUGUUGUCACUGCAGUCAAGCAGAACAAUCUGGGCAAGCUCCUCGAACGAGAUCAGCUUUUGGUCGCACGAAGACGAAAUCCAGCAUUCAAGCUCCGAGCUUUUGAAGAAAUGCCCAUCACAUUUGCGCCAACUUACAAGUACGACGUUGGUACUGACAACUAUGACACCAGCGAGAAGAGACGAAGCCCUGCCUGGUGUGAUCGACUACUAUACAGGGGGCGAGGCCGUGUUGAGCAAUUUGAUUACAAGCGGCAUGAGGUUCGAGUGAGUGACCACCGUCCUGUGACUGGAACUUUCAACCUUUGGGUCAAGAAGGUCGAUCCAAGAGGUCGAGCAACAGCUUGGAUGGAAAGUCAACAGAGCUUCGAAGAUAUGCGGGAGAAAGAAACGUCCGAAGACAAACUUUUGUUCUUAAGGGAUAUUUGCGGCUUUGACGAAGAGACGAGCAAGAGGCUCAUUAGAGAGAAGUCAGCGAGACGUGACAACCGCAGUCCCGUUCGCGCCUAG